Messenger RNA from Lampris incognitus (smalleye Pacific opah), 4254 nucleotides. RefSeq names its product zinc finger DHHC-type containing 1 (gene zdhhc1). Gene Ontology annotation, biological process: protein targeting to membrane; peptidyl-L-cysteine S-palmitoylation. Gene Ontology annotation, molecular function: protein-cysteine S-palmitoyltransferase activity. The transcript has 12 exons. The record is from RefSeq and is a predicted model, not a curated record. Gene Ontology annotation, cellular component: endoplasmic reticulum; Golgi apparatus. The coding region runs from base 964 to 2613 and encodes 549 amino acids. NCBI's taxonomy places the organism in Eukaryota, Metazoa, Chordata, Actinopteri, Lampriformes, Lampridae.
GAAGAAGCACGGACCAAUCGGAGUUGUCCCGUAUCGUUACCAAGGGAACAGCGUAGCGGCGGCGCUGAGGGAAGACGGAGGCUGAGGAGCUAACGCUAGCUCGAUUACGACAAUAAACGGACACAGCAGUUAAAAUCGUUUCGCUUGCCUCGUUUACCGUAAGGUUUUUUUUUACGUUAUUUAAAAAAAAACCAAUAUAUGUAUUUAUUUUUUCCCCUCUCUAGGCCAUUUCGGCCUCGCCGAUAUUGUAGGUACCGAAGCCUGUCUGGUAAUGUUGGUUCUCCGCGUUCGUUCUAACAGGGCUAAAUGAGCGCUAAUGUUUCUGCCCUUCCCCACCGGCUUAAUGUUUGCAGUUUCCCCCCGAAAUCGUUGUUUAAACAAGCCGUCAACGCUCCAUCCUCCGUCCAGCUUUUACGCUGCUCGUCUGAAACCUUAAGCCUUUUAUUCACAGAACAUGGCUAACGCUGUGUUCUGACGACCGAGUUAACGCCAGGGCUAGCGGGCUGUUCUCAAAUCAAGCUAUUAAAUAAGGACACGUUAAGCCACCCUUUAACCUGUCAUCCUUUCGCUGAUGACACAUUUUAACAUCGUCCUGAAAUGUCAACCCUUUUUUUUAUAUAACUGAACAGCCCACAGCCAGCUAACUGCUCCAGGUUUUUGUUUUUUUGUUUUUGUUUUUUUCACCUGGAAUGGCUGAAACGGUGAAACUCAUAGAGAUUGUGUUGGGAGUCUAUUAUCAUCAGGUGGAGUCUGUUCUCGUAGCCGAGCAGAUGUUUCUUGAUGACAACGUUGCAAGAAGACCACAUGGCCAGUGUUGGCAUCACUCAUAGAUGAGAUGCUCUGGAACAAAAGACCGUUUCACGUCCAUAACACUUUUAAGGUCAUGGUUAUCCGAAGGAGUUGAAUCAAGUGCAACUGGACUUGGUAUAUAGCCGUGAAACAUUAAAAGGCGACCCCUCCUCAAUGGAUGUGUGCACCAAGAACUCAAACCGUACAGCUCCGGUAAGCGAGGGUGGUGUGCACAGAGCUGACCUGCCUCUUUGCUCUCGAACCAAUGGUUGGAGUUGGCCUCCUCAUCCGUUCCAGCUCCUGGCUUGGCUUCUAUACCUCUACUUUGCUGUGUCUGCCUUUGGAGUCUUCAUCCCCCUGCUUCCAGUACACUGGAUUCCAGCUGGCUACAUUUGUACAGGCAUCGUGUUUGUAUGUCAUCUGUUUGUCCACCUGAUGGCGGUCUCUGUGGACCCAGCAGACUACAACGUGCGAGCCAAGAGCUCCAAGGGGCCGGUUCCUGUCUUUGACCGCUCCAAACAUGCCCAUGUCAUCGAGAACUGCCACUGCUAUCUCUGCCAGGUGGAUGUGGGGCCCAAGUCUAAACACUGCAGUGCCUGUAACAAGUGUGUUGCCAACUUCGACCAUCAUUGUAGAUGGCUCAACAACUGUGUUGGAAGUAGGAAUUACAAGCUCUUUCUCUACAGUGUGAUAUCUGCCCUGCUGGGGAUCUGUGUGGUUCUCACCAUUGCCACCUACGUCUUUAUUGAAUUUUUCCUGGAUCCUUCAAAGCUUCGCACAGACAAACACUUCCAGGUGAGGAAUGAGACAGGGGUUUGGUUCGUCUUCCUUCCUGUUGCACCAAUCAGCACAGUGGGAGCAGCCAUCCCUGCCCUAGCCGGCCUUUCCAUCUCCCUAGGCCUCUCCUCCACUGUCCUCCUUAGUCACCUGUUCUGCUUCCACAUUUACCUCAUGUGGAACAGGCUUAGCACCUAUGAGUACAUUGUGAGACAGCGCCACCGACUGGAGGACAGAGAUGACAGUAAAGGCACAGCAGGGAAUGAGAAUGGUGCCCCUUCAGUCAACCUGCAGGAUGUCGGUUACUCAGGGAAACUGGGCUAUACCAAUGCUGAGAGGGACGUGGAAGACCCUACCACUGUUACUGCACACAGGGGUGACGACCUCCAUGCUAAUGGGAGAGUGAGGAGCACAUCAAGUCACAUUGGGAAGGAGGCUUUGACCACUGUCUCUACAGAGAACAAAACAUCACACAGACGCACACAGAGGAAAAAGCAAAAGGUGCCAGCAGAGGUGUACAAGAAGGUCCACAGGACACAGACAGUCUGCACAGCCCCGCCUGAGCCCAGCAGUUUGACAGCUGCUACGUUGAACCAGCGCCUUCCCUUUCCAGCGUUCCCUCUGAGGGCCUCUUUGCCACCCUUGGCUCCAAGUGUUGGCCCUGUACAGGCUGCAGGGCCGCCUGCUGAAUACCACUCCGACUCUGCAGAGUCCCUGGAUGAAAUCCCUGUGGCUCUGGCCCGACUGGGCUCCUUGUCCUCUACUGCAGCGGGAAACGCUUCUACAUCAUCACAGAAAAAACUCCCAGCAUUCACUGCUGCCAGCCAGCCUCGACCUACUCCCCUGCUCAGGACAAAAAGGAAGGCCUCGUCACAGGAAGGUCGAACCUCCACGCUUAAGUUUGAGAUGUCCUUCACCCAGCCCCCAAAUGUGUUUGUCAGCCGGGCCAGUAGAGGGUCAGCUGAGCCCACAGACCAAGUCUUCAGCCUGGGAGGACGGCAGCAGACUAGCCGCAGGAGCCUGGAGCAGACCUCUAGACCUAGCUGAAGGAGCAGCAGCUCCAUGGCCUAAGUUUGACUCCCCAGAGCUUGACACGGACCAAUAUCGAGAUCGUAGAUCUAUUGUGGAACAUCUGAACUUGUGUCAUGUUAGCUGUGUUCGUCUUGCUUUUUUUCUCCAAAAGAUCACUUGAACUCUUUAUUGUUGAACGAGUCUUUGUUUUACACACACCCUUUGUAUUUCUACUGCAGUUCAUUUGUUGAUUAAUUACAUUGAACGCCAAAGUGAAUAUAUUCUCAACAAACUUUGUAAAUGAGGGGGAAUUUCACACAUUCUCACCAAUUGUGAACCUGUUAACCUUAAGUUCAAUAUGUCCAUUAAAACCCCACCACUUCUCUCUGGUGGUGUAGCCACGAGGCUGCCACGGUGCCAAUAUGUGUGGCUACUCAGAACUCAAAUUCCCAUCAUGCUUUUCUAGUUCACACCUAAUAAAGAUGAGAGAAAUGGACAGAGCCCCCCUGAGAUCCCCUGAUAGAUGACAAAAUACUAAAAUUUCCGCUACACAAUGUGGAGGAGCCAAUCAUGAAACUACCUACACUUUUUCAGUGACUUCCUGUUUGUUCUUGUCUUUACUUUUAGUUUGAGAAGUGGCUCAGUUCUGUUCUCUCUGGAGAACAAGAAUGGGCUGGACAUAGGGUGACUUGAACCCUCACCUUCACACUGUUCUUCUCAGUCCACAGUAGGACCAUCUAAGAUGUGCCAACAAUAAUUCACAAUGUAUGUAAGAAUUUCACCUUAAACUAAACAUUAGAACUUUCCUAGAAAUGCAUCUAAAAUUGUGUUAUGGGUAAACACAAAUCACGUGACCAGUCCCAAAAAAAUGUCUGUCUGAGAUGGCCCUGGUCAGUGAUGUUACUCACAUUUAGAGUACUGAACGAACACAUGCUCUGAACUACUGUCCUCACUCGGGUCCUCUUUCAGCCAUCACGAUGAAUGGUAAAGUGUUUUGAAACUGAAAAUUAACAUCCAGUGAGAUAGUUUACCACCUGGGUGAGUGAAACGAAUUUGCAUGGACAUAUCUGUCUCCCUGGUUCCUCUGUGGUCUCCAUAAGAAAAGUGACAUGUAUGGCGAGCUAUGUCUGUCUAUUUUAGAGUUGUAUUGUAUCGUUUAGCAGAGACUUUUAUCCAAACCGACUUAGAGUCAGCAAUUCCUUGCCUGAAUUUAUUUGACUUAAUAUUUGUUCUACUCUCCAAUCAUCAUUUGAUCACAGUUGAUUCUGAAAAAAUGCCAGUUUUCCCGACAGAUCCGGAUAGCGUCACAAAACGUUUGAACAGAAAGUACAACAUGUGCAUGAACAUCAGCGGAAAUGCUGCCGAGUUAACUGUGAACGGUCAGCAGGUGUUUCAGCACCAUGGCAGCACUGUGCCUCAUGCUCACAAUAGUAGACUAUGGAACCCGGGGGUCCCCUGAUAUCUUUCAAGGGUGCGUUUUUGUAAAUCAAGUGCAUGAGAUGAUAUUUUGUUACCUCAUUUUAAGUGUAUUAUGUGUGUGAGAUAGCCUUAUAGUCAAGACAAAGGGGCCCCAAAACACCAUGACUGUAGCUGUGGUAGUUUACAAUUGUGUGUUCAGUGAUACACAGGGUCUGAUGUUAAAUCCCUUGUGCUGAUAAUAAAGGGACUGCACAGGGA